Messenger RNA from Aspergillus chevalieri, 2283 nucleotides. RefSeq names its product putative lipoxygenase. The transcript has 3 exons. The record is from RefSeq and is a predicted model, not a curated record. Lineage: Eukaryota; Fungi; Ascomycota; Eurotiomycetes; Eurotiales; Aspergillaceae. Gene Ontology annotation, molecular function: metal ion binding; oxidoreductase activity, acting on single donors with incorporation of molecular oxygen, incorporation of two atoms of oxygen. Gene Ontology annotation, biological process: lipid oxidation. Bases 1 to 2283 code for a protein of 760 amino acids.
AUGGCUGAAAGCAUUACCCCCCUGAAUCCUGGCGUCGUGCUUGGCCAUCCCAAUGUGGAGAGGAACUGGCCUAGGGAAGCUUCGAAACUUGCUGUCAACAGCUUUGACACCGGCGUAUUUAUUAAUGAAUUGGCGAAUAUUGAACUGUUGCCGGGGAAGCUCGAAUCCCUCAGUGACGACGAGAAAAAAGCCUUCGCGCAAAACCCCGAGAAUCUGAAUUGGAAAGCCUCUGAACAAGGGCCUGCUCCAAUUAAGGAAGGCACAUAUCGGGGGACUCAGCUGGCGCUAGUCAAGAUCUAUGAUCUUAUAGAACAGCGUUUUUCAUCCUUCAUGGAUACAGCCAACUUUGAACCUUUAGUUCCAUCGCCUCUGACCCGAGAGCAGAAGCUCAAGUUUUUCGCCUUCACAGACAGCUCAGACAAAUACCCACCGCAUCUGAACCUUGCUGGCAAUGCGGAAGCAGCAGAGAUGGAGGAAGACGAGAACCACAAAUCAACUCUUAGUCCAACAAAGAUUUUUUCUUUGAUGCGCCUGCUUCAGUUAAGCUCUCUCUUACCCGGCGUUGUACCAGACAUCAUAGGAGGUAUUGGCCGGGGAGCCGCAUGGGUUAUAUUUGGCUCUAUGGACACACCCGAUAAAGGGGAAAAACUCGCAGAUGUAGAAAAGUUCAACAGGGAUGCUCGCGGACGCUAUAGGUUUCAGCGUAAAGAUAUAUUCGAUCUUCCCAACGUGGGCGAUUUGAAAGAUUGGUACAGCGAUGCCCGGUUUGCCCAGCAGCAUUUUACAGGGACCAAUCCUACAACGAUUGAACGGGCUUCAGAUGAUUGGCUUCAGCAUUUUAUCCAAGCCGCAAAAGCACCAGAGGAUGCAGUGGCUAAGAAGACCAUCGCCGAUCUCAGUCGCAACUGUCGAGAGUCCUUGUACAUGCAGGACUAUAGCUACUUUCGCGAGGCUGCUGGGAUGGACCCGACUGCUGUCAUUAAAUGUGAGUUCGAUGAAAAAGAUGACAAGGGCAAGACCACAAAAAGCUAUCGGUACGGUUGCGCAUCGGUGUGUCUUUUCUAUCUCAAUGAGAAAGGCCAGCUUUACCCGCUAGCUAUUAUCAUCGACUGGCGAGGCAGUGCUGAGAGAUCCGUGACGAUCUACAACCGGGAAUUGAUCAAGCGGACGGACCUUCAGUCAGGAAGCGACAAGCAUGACCCAAAACAGAAGAUCACCGAUGAGGCUGAUGACUGGGCUUGGAGAUACGCCAAGACUUGUGUACAAUGUAGUGACUGGCUUCGGCAUGAAGUCACUGUGCACCUUGCUAAUACUCAUUUGGUUGAAGAGGCCGUUAUCGUCGCCUCUAACCGACAACUCGAUCCGGAUCACCCUGUGAUGAAGCUGCUCUAUCCGCACUGGCAGAAGACCUUGGCACUCAAUGCGGCUGCCCGAACCACUCUCGUUCCCCAUAUCAUUAUCAAAUUAAUCGGGUUUCCGGAAGAAGAAGCCUUCGCGUUUAUACGGCACGCGUACAAGAACUUUGACUUCAAGAAACGCUACGUGCCAACAGAUCUCAACGAACGUGGAUUCCCUCCAGAGCAACUUGACGACCCGAAGUUUCACAACUACGCCUACGCCAGGUGCAUCCACAGCAUGUGGUAUAAGAUCAGGAACUUCGUGCAUUAUAUGCUUGGGCUAGACUACUCAGGGCCUGAUGCCGACAACCAAGUCCUGCACGACGAACGCAUUCAGGCCUGGUCUGCAGAGAUGCGGAGUCCCAAAGGUGCCGAUUUGCCGUCCUUCCCGACCAUCAGCACAUUUGAGGAGCUGGUUGACUGUGUGACCAUGUGUAUUCACAUCGCAUCGCCACAGCAUACGGCUGUCAAUUAUCUACAGAAUUACUACCAGUCAUUUGUGGUCAACAAACCCCCCUGUCUUUACGCUGAGCCUCCAGCCUCUCUGCAGGACCUGCUCGGCUAUACCGAGCAACAGCUUGUCAAGGCGCUGCCUAUGAACCACACUCGGGAAUGGCUUCUUUCUUCGCAUAUCCCAUACCUACUCAGCUUCAAACCGGGUGAUAAAGAAAGCCUGAUUGACUACGCUGCUUCAAAAUAUCAUGUGUAUGCCAACAAAACCUCACGGAAGGACCUAUGCGUCGCAUACGCAGCGGGACAGUUCUACGAGGCGCUCGUUGAUAGCGCCAAGGAAUUUAAGGAUUUCGGACAAGCGACGGAUGAUUGGGGAACUAUCCCGUACGAGGUGCUGAAUCCCGAGUGGAAUGCAGUGUCAAUUUUGAUUUAG